CUCGUGAAAAGUAUAUUCCAGUUUGUGCCAUCUAUUGUGUGAAGAAGUGACAAGGAGAACGAAAACAUGGAAAAUACUACUGAUACACCAGUAAUUCUGGUCGAUUACAUGACCAUAAAUUCUACAUUGCAUAUUCCUGCGCAAUACGAUGUGACAAUCGCAGACGCAGGAUACAUCGUAACGAAUUCGUUAAUCCUUAUCACUAUGCAAACUGGCUUUGCACUAGUUAACGCUGGAACUGUAAGUGUCCGUAACAGUGUAAAUAUGAUGAUGAAAAAUACAGUAGACACAUUUAUUGGCGGUUUCGCAUUUUGGCUAGUAGGAUUUGGUUUGGCUUACGGUAGAAGUAAUUAUUCAAAUUGGCUGUUUGGUUGGGGAGAUUUUUUCGUCGACGUAGCAAAAACCGAUCCGCUAAUGGGUGGCGUAAUGACAGCGUUUAUGUAUGAAAUUUCGUUUUCAUCAUCGUCCACGACUAUUGCUAGUGGUGGAAUGGCUGAGAGGUUUAACUUUCGAGCGUAUUGUAUUUACGCUUUCAUAAACUCGAUUUUUUAUGCAAUAGCUGCUGGUUGGGUGUGGCGUGAGAGUGGAUUUCUCGCGGUAUUUGGUGCUGUAGACAUUGCAGGAGCCGGGCCAGUGCACAUGUUGGGAGGUGUAUGUUCAUUCGCAGCUGCAUGCUUCCUUGGACCGCGAAUUGGUCGAUAUGAUCGAGGAAGCCAUCAUGUUCCAAUGGGAAAUGCGUUGAUUGCGCUUUUGGGACUGUUCAUCCUAUGGUGGGCUUGGUUGGCGUUUAAUACGGCUAGUAGCUAUGGACUUAGUCGAGGUCGAUGGGGUUACACGAUUAGAUCAGCCGUCAUGACUAUGCUAGGAUCGAUGGGAGGUGGAGUGACGGCUUGCGUGUACUCUUUAAUAGAACACAAAGGAAAGGCUCAACCGUUCCAAAUUAUGAAUGGAGUCCUUGCUUCACUUGUGUCUGUUACUGGAGGAUGUUAUAUGUUUGAGUCUUGGUCAGCUGUGUUUACUGGAGCAAUCGGAUCACUCUUGUGUAUGCUUAGCAUGAAACUAAUGGACAAAUAUAAAAUUGAUGAUCCUCUGUACGCUUGUACCGUUCAUGGCGUAGGAGGAGCCUGGGGUUUGAUCUCUAUUGGACUAUUUGCUUUCGACCCCGUACCACAAACUAUUACAAGAGGCAGAUCUGGUCUGUUCUUAGGAGGAGGGUAUAGUUUGCUCAUUUCGCAAUUAGCAGAAAUGUUCACUAUACUUGGAUGGGGACUAGGAUCAACAUGGGCUCUGCUGUGGAUUUUGAAUAAAUUUGUCAGAGUGAGAUUAACCUCUGAGGAAGAAGUCUUGGGUGCUGAUUACUCUGAACAUGAUGUCGAUCAUGCAAGGAAUGCUCUUGAAGAGCUAAAACCAUUGUGGAAUAGGGAGGUGGAGCUUAGCGAUGGACUAAAGUACAAGCUGUCGAAAGCAAUGUGUAUUACUCACGAUAUGACAACGGGAAUGUACAAAGGAAACAUAAAUGCUGCAUUCAAUGACGGAACUGCUGUUAAUUUGGAUAUGCGCUUCAAAAAUGAUCAAUCACAAACAAAUUCUGGUGUUUACUGACAUUAAGUUCCUGUC
Molecule: messenger RNA, 1617 nt
Organism: Ochlerotatus camptorhynchus
Lineage: Eukaryota; Metazoa; Arthropoda; Insecta; Diptera; Culicidae
Product: putative ammonium transporter 2
Exons: 5
Coding region: 67-1602 (511 amino acids)
Biological process (GO): ammonium homeostasis; ammonium transmembrane transport
Cellular component (GO): plasma membrane
Molecular function (GO): ammonium channel activity
Source: RefSeq, a predicted model, not a curated record